CCGGUACGCCUAGCGUCCGUUACUUUGUAUAUAAUAAUAGAUACUAAAAGUAAAUAACUUUGUAAAUAUUUUUUUAAACUUUAAUAAUGAAUUCACAUCCAUGACCCUUGUUUAUUAAAUUGAGUUACUACUGUAGGAUGUAAAUAUAUUAUUGAAUGUUGGAAUGCGCCUAGUCACUAUGCAAUAAGUUGAACACUCGGUAACGCACCGCGAUUUCCAGGAGUUACAAGGUCAAGAAGUAGAGUAAUGAUUAACGAUACCGAGCAUAAGAGUUCGUAACAAAUCCGAAGGUCAGGUUCAGUUCGUGUCCUUGGGUCGGAUGGGGAAAUGGGAAAGCUAGAUCUAAUGGAACUGGCAAGAGCGAGAUGCAAUCAACCCUUAAGAAAUAAUUAACGACUCUUUCGUAAUUGUUCGGGGUUGAUGUGUUUCCGGUUAAUUUAGGUUCUUAGCUUUCCUAUCUGAGGACCAACGUAGACUCUGUCAUUUGCCCGGAGACUCGAAAAAGGGUUGGAAGUGUGGCUCUGCCUGUGAUCGCGGAAAUCGAAGUAGUGUUUGACUUAGAUAGAUCUUUCACAGUUAAUUAAUUGUGCUUCAAUUUCAGUAGCUAAAACCCAAAGUCAGUUGACUACCAAUAGGAUAAUAAAUUGUGUGAGCUAGUUAGAAACUCAAGAAAGCCGUACGACGGCUUUCUAUCUCCAGUUUAGAUUUGAUUUUGCCAACCGCCAUCAUCCCAGCCACAUUGCUCCAUCGAGAUUUCUGGUGUGCAAAUUGACUGACCACCGUCACCACGGUCAGUCGGGCCAACCGUCAUCAACGUGCCCAAGCGAGCCGAUCCACGUGGAGUGGGUCCGCAUUUACCUUUCGAGGUUCGAUUCCGCCGUGCUAGGUGCCAGCCCUUAGCCCUAGUAGUGUGCAAAGCGAGGAGGAGAAGUUUGACGCCCCCCACCGUGUGAACCACCUGAUCGACUACCAGGACACCAUGUGAUCGAGGAGGCGAACGAUCGACCACGUUUCCCGUAUCAUCAAAAACAGGCGCCUGUAAGUACCCAAUAGAGCUCUUUAUUUUUUUGUCCGUGUGCACAUGCGACCGACGAUCGAAUCGAUUCGUCAAUGAACGACCGGCUGUGAUUUUGCGGCGUUCUGAAAUUGGCCUGCCGGCGAGAGGUUUAUUUGCUAGCGUUUUGUAUUUUGGAGAACAAUAGAUGGCUGGAGAUAAAGCGAAGUGAGACACGCACAGAAUAGGAUAGGGAAUAGGAUAAGUGAAUUUGAAAUGCGACAUUAAAUACAGAUUGUGAACUAGAGCAUGGUUGUUGGAUUCGUAGAAUAAUAAAUUAUCCCUUAGAUUCCCUUCCGGAAUUUGAAGCAUGGUUAUUAAUUUCAUGAAAGAUUUCACUGCGCGCGCUUAGAUUUGAAUUUUGAAUGGAGUGAAGUUUUCUAUGAAGGUUGGACAGAUUUCCAGAUCGGUUUCGGUUUUUGGUUUGAGUGAUGGGUAAACUUCCGAUGAUGAGAUGUGAAAGCUUUCCGGAAACAUUUCAUAACCGUUUCAAUUAGGGGAGAGUCGUUAGUUAUGGUAUUUCGAAGAGAUUGUCAUCUGUAAGACUAAUGUGGGUGAAAUUGGGGACAGCCGAACCGUUUUCUUAUCCUUUCCAAGGAUCGAACUGAACCUACCUGAGGUUAGGUCUCAUACCGGGCAAUCGAACGUGCGAAUGGUCCUCAAUAGAGGUGGCGCAUAAGCCAUUCGUUAUACAACGGAAUGCGGCUCGGUAGUCCCAUGCGUGUUCUUUUGGAGUGUUAGUCCCUUAUUACGGAGUAGACCGCCAGUCGUUCCCAAACGACUUUUUGGCGUGCUACAUUUUGGCGCCCAACUAAAAGUACGAAUCCUGAUAUAUUGAUGAAUUUUAGUGAAUACUGAUAGUUUUAGGUUGUGAAUUCGGAAUGUAAAAUUAUUUCAUGCUUAUAUCUCAUUUGGGAAUUUUGUUUAUUCGGAUAUUCGGAUCAUUGAGCAAUUUUUGGAAUUCUUUUUGAGUAAGUGCAUUUUUUUUCUUUCUUUAUUAUACAAUUACAUUUUUUUUACAUUUUGUUUUUUUUUCUUUUUCAUUUGUGUUGCUAUUAUUUGUAUAUAAAUUAUUUUAGUUAGAUAAAUAGGUUGAAAUUACAAUAUACUUGAAUUUGGUGAAUUAUUUUCAAAAAAAAAAUGGGAGCAAAAUUUCCUCAUGCUGAUCAUCUAUUGGAUGACGAAAUAGAUUAUGAACUAAAGCUGCGAAAUUUUGUGGAAGAGUUAGGGAAAGAUUUAAAGGUGAAACAAAGACUGCUUAGAAGGAUUUUCUUAAAAGAUGCGAAGGAAAAUCGUGAAUAUCGAUCUCCGUAUUCUAUUGAUCAAGAAUUUGAGUUGAUUGCCUCACGAGUGAACAGUAUAAGGUGUAAGCUGGCCAAAACUCCGGAUAUAAAAUUAGUUUCUCGUUUAAAACAUUACUAUUGGCGUGUCCAAUGGUGCAACGCGGACAAUGAAGAAGCAUUGAAGAUGAAAGAGUUGCUAUUUGGAAACAUUUCAAACCUACUCGCGGAACAAAAUGCACUUGAAUCGUUGAAAAAUGCAAGCCCAGAUGAUGAGUCAUUGGAAGAAACCGAUACUGAGCUUUCUGAAACUGAGAAAUCGGGAGCAGUGGGCGGAAAGAAUGUGUUAGUGACACCUUUAGGUGAGCCUCAGCUGACUAAUGCAGAUAAUUUUCUUUCCUUAAUUGGGCCUGAGAUACCUCAUAAUACAACAAUAACAGGGGCUACCAGGAAACGUAAUCUAGGCAAUAGCUUGGUUACAGGCAAUAGCGACUUUAACAGAGAUAGUGAAACAGAGCAAAUGAGAGCUAGGAUAGCCGAGUUGGAAGCUCAGAUACAAUCCUUAACUGUACUAUUAACUGCGCCGGUAAGCCAAAAUAAUCCUUCGGAACAGGUACGGAAUGAGGGACACGAUUCACGACAGCAGAAUUAUUUCGAGGUUGGUAGGACUAGUAACGACGAUAGAACCGAUGGUGGUAGCGAAAGAAAUAGCCAGAGAGGAAAUCAACAGUUCAUUAGAGAAGACAGAGGACAAUAUGACAGGAAAAUUGAAAAAUGGAAUCUUCACUUCGGUGGAGAUUCAAGAUCAACUUCGUUAGAGGAUUUUAUUUACAAGGUGAAAGUCUUGGCGAGUAUGAACAGAAUUCCCGACAAUCAAUUACUUAGCAACAUCCACUUGCUAUUAAGAGGUGAUGCGUCAAAUUGGUUUUUUACAUAUUACCAACCCUCGUGGACUUGGAGCAUUUUCGAAACGAGAAUUCGGUUCAGGUUUGGUAACCCUAACCAGGACCAGGGUAAUAGACAACGAAUUUACGACAGGAAACAACAAAAAGGUGAAACUUUUAUCGCCUUCGUAACAGAAAUAGAGCGCCUCAACAAACUGUUGACUAAGCCUUUAUCCAACCAUCGAAAAUUUGAAAUCGUGUGGGAGAAUAUGCGACCACACUACCGCUCUAAGUUGGCGUGUUUUUCCAUAAGAGAUUUGGAUCAGUUGGUUCAGGUUAACUAUCGGAUAGAUGCCAAUGAUCCUUCUCUACACCCAAUAGGACCAAAGUACUCGGUACACAAUAUAGAAAACCAGGACGUUAGCGAAUCCGAAGAUGAGGAAGUAAAUGCCAUUGGAAGAAGACCAGUUAGGAAUCAACACCAGGAAACGACUCAGAACAGGGGUUCCCAAGAUUUGCUUCAGGAAUACCACGUGACGCACUGGCGAACGCCAAACUACCAUCCCCAAGUAAACGAUGCGGAAAGGGUUAAUCGCGUUCUUACGACAGCCAUUAGGGCUUCCAUAAAAAAAGACCAUAAGGAUUGGGCAAAUAAUAUCCAAAUUAUUGCCAAUGCAAUAAGAAACUCCGUACAUGAGGCAACGCGUUACUCGCCGUAUUUCAUAAUGUUCGGAAGAAACAUGGUAUCGGACGGUAGGGAAUAUCGGCACUUGAGAGAUAACGCGGAAGGAAACGAAGGCCUGGUCAACACAGAAAGGGACAAACUGUAUAAAGAAAUUAGGGAGAACCUUAAAAAAGCUUUUGAGAAGCACUCUCGAUACUAUAACCUAAGGGCGAAUGCUAACUGUCCGACUUUUGAACUAGGAGAGAAAUUGCUCAAAAAGAAUACGGAGUUAUCUGAUAAGGGAAAGGGCUAUUGUGCGAAGUUGGCCCCUAAAUACAUCCCAGCGAUAGUGAAGAGAAAGGUUGGAGAUCACUGCUACGAGUUAGAGGACGAAAAAGGAAAGCGACUUGGCAUUUACAACUGCCGUUACUUGAAGAAGCUUACUUUAUCGUCCAAAUAG
Aedes albopictus (Asian tiger mosquito) is the source of this 4342-nucleotide messenger RNA. RefSeq lists its product as uncharacterized. The transcript has 3 exons. Gene Ontology annotation, molecular function: nucleic acid binding. NCBI's taxonomy places the organism in Eukaryota, Metazoa, Arthropoda, Insecta, Diptera, Culicidae. The coding region runs from base 2195 to 4342 and encodes 715 amino acids. The record is from RefSeq and is a predicted model, not a curated record.